CUACAAUGGCACAAAUUGUACAUAUGCGUGUGUAUAUUCAAGUAUCAUUAAAAUAAUUUCAGUGCACGAACUCGACGGAUAUCAAUGUAAAUUAUUAGAUCUGCAAACAAGUCCGACAGUUUUGUUUAUACUGCGCUUAAAGCUUUGUUUGAUAAAACUAAUCAUGGAGCGGUGCAUGUCUUUAAUUCUUGUUGUAUUCGCGUUGGUUUUGAGCGGAUUUGCGGAUAAAAUUGCUGUAAACGAUUGUGGUUCAGUAAAUGGUAAAGUAACAGAAGUUCGUGUUACGGGAUGCACUGAAGCAGACAAGCAAUGUAUUUUAAAAAGAAAUACAAAUGCAACAAUCGAAAUCGAUUUCGAAGCGAACAAAGACGCAGAUGAACUCAAAGUUGUCGUGCACGGAAUCAUUAUGGAUAUACACACACCAUUCCCAAUGCCAAAUCCAGAUGCGUGCAAGGACUCAGGCGUGGAAUGUCCGAUCGUCACAGGAAACAAAUAUGCGUUCUCAACCACACUACCAAUCCUGAAGGCUUAUCCCAGAGUUUCUGUGGACAUUCAAUUCGAAUUAAAAUCAGAUGAGGAUUAUGUCUGCGUGUUGAUCCCUGCCAAACUGCAUUAGUAAUGUAUAAAUAUUCAUUGUAUCUUUGUAACUAUGUUUGUCUGGAUGAAAACUAGCCAGUGAAUUAUAUGAAAGUAAAAUAAUCUGCGAAAAA
Messenger RNA from Dalotia coriaria, 710 nucleotides. RefSeq names its product ecdysteroid-regulated 16 kDa protein-like. Lineage: Eukaryota; Metazoa; Arthropoda; Insecta; Coleoptera; Staphylinidae. Gene Ontology annotation, biological process: intracellular cholesterol transport. The transcript is spliced from 5 exons. Bases 164 to 616 code for a protein of 150 amino acids. Gene Ontology annotation, molecular function: sterol binding. The record is from RefSeq and is a predicted model, not a curated record.